UGCGAACUUUCGUCUGAACUGUUUGCUAGGCGACCAUAGUUCGCUCUUAAUUAGUAAAGUCAUCUAGACAAUAACUAGACGAUAACUGUCAGCUAGACGAUAAAUAUACGCGGCUUUAUAGGAUUACUGGUGCAGCUUUGCCAUCAGCAUCAUCUAGAUGUGCGCGACCAUGUUGUCUGGCUUUUAUAUCGAAGCAGACGAUUUCACAUUUUCACUUUAGUUCCAUGACCCGAUCCGAUAGAAAAUGUUUCAAAUCAGGCUUUUGCGAAGAAGCGCCCAGCGGUUGUUACCAAAAAUUUCUUGUUAUUUCACAUCCAACCAUGAUUAUUCCUCUUCCAAAAUCUUAGUUCUAAGCAAUUUCGGAAAAUCUACUUAUCGACCAGUAUGGUCACCUCCGUCUAGGAGAAUUGGUUGGAUGUUGUUCUCCGAGGGAAAUCGCGCUGCAGAUAACAACCAUAUUCCCGAAGAGAUAUCUCUGCAACACUAUGAAAAAAUUAGUGAAGAAACUCUUGAGAAUUUAUGUGAAAUAAUAGACCAGUUGCUUGAAGAUAAGUACCCAAAUGAGUUUGAUGUUUCCCUUUCAAAUGGAGUACUCACAGUCCAGCUUGAGAAGCAUGGCACAUAUGUCAUUAACAAGCAAACCCCAAACCGUCAAAUUUGGUUAUCAAGUCCCACAUCAGGUCCCAAACGUUAUGACUGUUUCAAUGGUCAUUGGAUAUACUAUCAUGACAAGACCUCUCUUGAUGAUUUACUGAAUAGGGAGUUCAGUGAUAUUCUAAAACAAAGUGUAAAAAUUGUAUCACUUUCUUAGUAUGAUUCCUGAGCAGUUUAUUAAAUUUCAUCAUUUUAUUACCUAAAUCACAAGAGUAACUGAUUUGGCACAAAAUUCUUAAAAUCAUGUUAAUAAAAGAAUCACAUUUAGUUGAAA
Daphnia magna is the source of this 928-nucleotide messenger RNA. RefSeq names its product frataxin, mitochondrial (gene fh). NCBI's taxonomy places the organism in Eukaryota, Metazoa, Arthropoda, Branchiopoda, Diplostraca, Daphniidae. Bases 245 to 811 code for a protein of 188 amino acids. Gene Ontology annotation, biological process: iron incorporation into metallo-sulfur cluster; intracellular iron ion homeostasis. Gene Ontology annotation, molecular function: 2 iron, 2 sulfur cluster binding; iron chaperone activity; ferrous iron binding. The record is from RefSeq and is a predicted model, not a curated record. The transcript has 3 exons. Gene Ontology annotation, cellular component: mitochondrion.